UGUCAAAUAAAACCAAGUGUCAGAGUCACAAAAUAAAAUAUUUAUCGAUUUGAUUUUCGUUCUUUUUACCAAUAAACUUAUUUCCUGGACUGUGUAUUGAAGAGUUCUAACUGAACAAUUAAAUAAUUAUGUCAUCUAGUCGAUCUAAAACAUCUUUUAUAGACAAACCUUUAAGUAAAGGGAAAGGCGAAAUUUCGUUAGCUUUAUACGCCCUUUUAUUUUCCGAAAUUGUACAGUAUUGUCAAAAUCGAUCGCAUUCAAUUCACGAACUCCAGACCAAAUUAUCGGAAAUUGGUCAGGAUGUAGGUACCCGGCUGUUAGACCUGUACUUUGUGAGAGAGCGGAACAGCAAGCGGGAAAUAAAGUUGCUAAAUAUGCUCUUAUUUGUCAAGUCUACAUUGUGGAAGGUACUAUUUGGCAAGGAAGCUGACAAACUGGAGCAUGCCAAUGAUGAUGAGCGAACUUAUUACAUCAUUGAGAAAGAUGCAUUAGUGAACAAAUUUAUAAGUGUGCCCAAAGACAAAGGCUCUCUGAACUGUGCCACAUUUAAUGCUGGCAUUAUAGAAGCUGUCCUCACUAAAAGUGGUUUUCCUGCAAAAGUGACAGCACACUGGCACAAAGGCACAACUUACAUGGUCAAGUUUGAUGAUUCCGUCAUAGCCCGGGACAAAUCUCUGGAUGACCGAUAGUUUUAAGUACAUCUAGUGUUAUAUUCUCUUAAAAAUAAACGAUUAUCUUGUUAAAA
Messenger RNA from Papilio polytes (common Mormon), 745 nucleotides. It is a transcript of the gene Trs31, whose product is annotated as trafficking protein particle complex subunit 5. Gene Ontology annotation, cellular component: TRAPPIII protein complex; TRAPPI protein complex; TRAPPII protein complex. Gene Ontology annotation, biological process: endoplasmic reticulum to Golgi vesicle-mediated transport. Lineage: Eukaryota; Metazoa; Arthropoda; Insecta; Lepidoptera; Papilionidae. Bases 129 to 689 code for a protein of 186 amino acids. The transcript has 5 exons. The record is from RefSeq and is a predicted model, not a curated record.